AAUUGAACCCAAUGCCAAUGACCGUUUGCAGAACAGAUUUAAUAUGUUCCACUUGCAGUGGAAACUUCCUUUGAUAUGUACUUGCUUCUCGAGAAUGACCAAACAUAAUUUAAGAUAAAUAGACAGUUUCGAGUUGUUAGAACAGAAAAAGAAGAGUAUAUCCUCAAACUUCAAUUGGUUCUGGCAUAACAGGUUGGAGGAAUCCUUUCUCGCCACGUCAUAGUAUGUAAGAAAUCUUGCUACACGUGUCAGAAUGUCGAAACAUAAGGGUCGUACUUGAAAGACUUCCCUUGAAAGACACGACAAGGCUGAGUUGUCAGUUGCGGGAAACAACGUUUCUCAAUCCCCAGUUUCGUUUCUGUUCCGCGAAAAGUCUCCACAUUUCUCUGUUCUUCUUUGGCCUUUCUUGUUCAUUUUGUUUUCUGGUAGCAGAGAUUCGAAGCCUCAGAUUUCUAAAUUCGAUUCCCACAUGUCGAAUCCCGAUGAACCAACCAAGAACAAUCACGCGGGGUCGCCGGUUCCCGCGGAAACACCCACUGCCGACGUGGAGAAUCCGACACCGGCGGCGGGAUUCGGUGUCUCGGCGAUUACUAGGCGAUGGAAAAGGGAGGAUUUGUUGAAGAGAGGAUCCCUGGUGGCUAGAGGAUUGGCUUUGCUGUUCUCUUUGCUUUCUUUCAUAAUCAUGGCUAGCAACAAGCACGGUGAUAGGAAAAAUUUCGACAACUAUGAGGAAUACAGGUAUUUGUUGGCAAUUGCAAUUCUAUCGACUUUGUACACAGGAGUACAAGCGUUGAGACACGUACAUGAGAUCUCGACAGGGAAACAGAUAUUUGAGCGACGUAUCUCUGCCAUGGUGGACUUUCUGGGUGAUCAGGUGGUGGCAUACCUGUUGAUAUCCUCAGCAUCUGCGGCAAUUCCAAUGACAAACAGGAUGAGAGAAGGGCAGGACAACAUUUUCACAGACUCCUCAGCUUCGGCUAUCAGCAUGUCUGUCUUUGCGUUUCUAUCACUGGCACUGUCAGCCAUGGUUUCAGGCUAUAAUCUUUCAACCCAAUCUUACAUCUGAUUAUGGCUUUUAGCUUCUUCUUUUCAUAAUCUUUUCCCACAUUCUCCCUUGAGUGAUUCUUUGUGUAUUUAUCAUUCAUUUGUCAUUUAUGUCAUAUGUCACGUGUAAAUUCUGUGCGUGUUUACCUCUAUGUAUGGUUUGAUUGAUUCAAAGUCAGUAGUGAAAAUGCCUUUCUUCCUGUUGCUUAAA
Messenger RNA from Theobroma cacao (cacao), 1255 nucleotides. RefSeq names its product CASP-like protein 4B1. Lineage: Eukaryota; Viridiplantae; Streptophyta; Magnoliopsida; Malvales; Malvaceae. The record is from RefSeq and is a predicted model, not a curated record.